This is a messenger RNA of Gryllus bimaculatus (two-spotted cricket), 345 nucleotides long. NCBI's taxonomy places the organism in Eukaryota, Metazoa, Arthropoda, Insecta, Orthoptera, Gryllidae. The record is from the annotation of a GenBank genome assembly.
AUGAAGUAUCACUCACACGCGUUUUAUCGGUCCAAUCGUCGCCUCCCGACGCGGAACCCGCUAAUCCAAUUACGGCGACACCGCGCUCGGCCGCGAGUUGCUUGGCCCGCCGUCGCCAGGCGCGUGUCAACACGCUUCGCGCAGCGUUCGCGCCCAGCAGCGCCUCGGGGGGACGUGGUCGUUGCUCGUCACACCCGCUCGCGCGCGGGAGCGCUGCUUCGCCGCUCGGCGCGGAAAAAACACCUGCCGCACUCGCUGAGUCGGGGCGUCUCGUGGCAACCCGUGGACGUUGGACUCAACUGCCGAUCGGGCGAGAAAGUUUCCCUGUUGCUCUCGUCGGACGUG